GGAUAUAAAUGAGUGGCUUUGCUGUUGGGACGUUUGCAGGGGCCAUCUCAGCAACUGCGAUCUACUAUUCCUUCUCCCACUCCAUUCAAGAAUCAACUCAGACAUCUAGAGCAAGGUAUUUUUCCCCACCGCCGGGUCCUCUUCCGGCUGCAGCUCGCAUCCCCGACCGCAGUUUUACAUCCCGAAUCAAGCAACAAUGGAAUGACGACAUUCAGAGUGUGGUGAACAACACGCGGAAUUUCAGUGUCCAAGUGGACCCUACCGUUUGGCAGCGUCUGUGGGAUAAAGUGAAGUCAUCACCAUCGUCAUAGAACUUCCGCUCCCUCUGUUCUCGCAUGUAGCAUCUGGUCUGCCAAAUUGUUCCCGUCGCAAAUCUCAAUUACAACAACCGGACUAAGGCCAUGGAGGAACGCUUGCAUAUUAAACAAUGUAUCUAUUGCUAUCGACAUCAUGACCCCUUCCCUGCGCCCGAAUCGCCAGCACCUGGCCCUAUCUCUUUUACAAUGUAAUAACUGAAGAACAAGAGUUUGAAGGUGAUGGCAAUGGC
This is a messenger RNA of Cantharellus anzutake, 547 nucleotides long. RefSeq lists its product as uncharacterized. The record is from RefSeq and is a predicted model, not a curated record. The transcript is spliced from 3 exons. NCBI's taxonomy places the organism in Eukaryota, Fungi, Basidiomycota, Agaricomycetes, Cantharellales, Hydnaceae. Gene Ontology annotation, cellular component: MICOS complex; mitochondrial crista junction. The coding region runs from base 9 to 311 and encodes 100 amino acids. Gene Ontology annotation, biological process: cristae formation.